GUCGGAUUCUCGUAUCUCGGUACCUACUUGACUCUUGCGUAUGCGCUCGAUGUUAUUUUGUUUCUUGUUAUUCAUUGUUUUGUUAUUUGACUUCGGCAUUCUCUACGGACUUACGAUUGCUCCACGAAUCGGACUGCUAUCCAGGGUUAACGACAACAAGGCAUACUAAACGGGCACUGAAAAUUGGAAAUAUAUGUAGUAAUAUGGCGCCUACCCGGCGCUGUCAGUACAUAAAUUGCCGAAACACAAGCGGAACUCAUUCAUUAUUCCGUUUUCCAAUAAAGGAUACAAAUCGUCUACGAAUAUGGAUAAACAAUUCAGGCAACAUAAAACUCACAACGUUGACAUCCGAAGAAUUAAAUAACCGAUAUCUCUGUGAAGUGCAUUUUGAUGCAUGCUACAAAAAUCAAAAUGAUCAACAGAGAAGAUUGGUUGGAACAGCAAUUCCUAGACGUCGCAACUCCCAAGAUGAAGCCUUUGAGGUUGUGAGCUCUGUAUCCAUACGCGAGCACCCAUUGGAAGGAGCUACAGUGGAAGUGACAUCCGAUACAUCACCAACAAAAUUAAAGGUGUUGACCCCAAAAAAUGUGUAUGGAAAACGAGCGUUUCAUAAAGUAGACGAUCGAGAAGCGGGAAGUUCAUCAGCUUCGUCACAAUUCGACCAGGAGAUGAACAUGCCAAGCCCGAAAAAAAUUAAGCGUGACAAAUCUUGCAUGGCGGAGGAGUGCCUUAAGAGAAAAAGAUUACUUCACACUGCACAAAUCGCACUAAAAAAUAACAAGGCUCAAAUCAAGAGAUUAAAAGCGAAACCGGCACCCAAGAACAUAUUUAAAAAGACAAUGUUCCCAAGCACUUCUUCCCAGCUCAUUGCCACGAUGCAAAUGCGAAGAAACAAACGGAAGUGGACUAAAGAGGAGAGACGGUUUUCUUUGGCGCUAUUUUAUAAAUCACCCACCACCUAUAAUUUCUUAAGGGAUCAAGGAGUUGUGCUGCCUGCAGUGUCGUGCAUCAAGCGGUGGUUAUCUGAAUCUGACUGUUUACCGGGAGUGACAAAAAAAACAUUUUCGCAAAUUGAGACGAAAUUUGAAAAUGCCACUCACAUGGAACGAACAUGUGUGUUGAUGUUGACCUUUGAUGAAAUGUCAAUUAUGACAUGUUUAGAAUAUACCAAAAAAAAUGAUUUCAUUGAAGGAUUCGAAGAUUUUGGACGAGGAGAGCGAUCUCAAAACGUUGCGAAAUACGCGUUAGUGUUUCUGGCAAGAGCAUUCACUCUCCUUUCAAUGUCUUUAUCAUGCUUACCGUCCCUAGUGAACAAGGUUCCCAGAUACACAAACUCUUUCAGUAAAUAA
Molecule: messenger RNA, 1349 nt
Organism: Cydia splendana
Lineage: Eukaryota; Metazoa; Arthropoda; Insecta; Lepidoptera; Tortricidae
Exons: 4
Coding region: 204-1349 (381 amino acids)
Source: RefSeq, a predicted model, not a curated record